AUGGGGGCUCAACUCUCCAGAUUGCACGUCGAGUCCAUGGACAGCUCUCACGAAACCCUUGCAGAUGCUACAAACGCUACACAAGAGAAAGCUCCAGACACGACUGGCUCUAUGCUGCGUGUAUCAUUGUGGGCCGCAUUUGCCGCGUGGAUCGCGAAUUUCGACAACGCAUAUUCGGGGAUCGUCCUGAUCAUGCCAUCUUACAAGCGAGCAUUUGGAACUUGCGAGCAAAUACUUGAUACAACCACAUACACCAAAGUCGAAAGUUGCUCGCUGACGCCACUACAGCAGUCAUUGAUCAGUCUGAGCUAUUUGUUCAUUGCUGUUGGUGGCGGGAUCUCUGCUUUGACUAGCCAUCGCUAUGGGCGCCGCGGUGCAAUCCAGAUUGGAUGCAUGCUCGCCAUCAUUGGAGCCGCUGGAAUGCUUGGUACAAGAGGCGGCUUUCUUCAAUACAUGGUGUGCAAAUGCAUCAGCGCAGUGGGCGUUGGUCAGAUCAUGGCAUCCAGUGUCACAUAUAGCUCGGAAUGCAUUGUUGCCAGUAAACGUGGGAUUUCCUUGGGACUCUAUAAUGUUGGACUUGCCAUGGGAAAUAUAGCAUCUUCCGCAGUCUGUGCUGGCUCUUCCCAACUGGAGCCGCAUAAUGAUUGGCAGUGGAAAACACCUAUUCUGUGCCAGAUUCCACUUGGUCUCAUUCUCGGUACUGGUAUUUUAAUGUUUCCUGAAUCUCCACGCUGGUUCAUGGGUCAUGACCGAGAAGAAGAGGCACGCCAAUCAUUCGGUGUUCUUCUUCGUCAAAACCCAUACUCGCCCGGAAUUACUGCUCAGAUUGAUAACAUCAAAGCAAAUAUUGCACAAGAGCGCGAAAACGCCAAAACAGUCUCCUGUUUGGAUAUUUACAACAAAAAGCACCUCCGUCGAACUCUGACCUCCGCGUUCAUUAUGGUUGGCCUGACCAUCUCUGGCAUUCAGUUUGUGCAGCCAUACGCUGCAUUAUUCUUGAAAGGCGUUGGUAUCAGAAACCCAUAUCUGAUCAAUGUUAUUAUUGGUCUGUGCAUUUUAGGAGGAUCAUUCCUUGGCCCUUUUAUUGUCGAAUACGGAGGAAGAAGAGUUGCCAGUAUAUCAGGUUACAUAGUUAUGGCAACCUGUAUGCUUGUCCUUUCUUCCGUCAAUACGGCCCUUGGCAUGAGCGACAUUGCACAAAUUGUGGUUGUUGUUCUACUAUGCCUGUGGGCUUUUGUAUUCGGGGGAACCAUUGCAGCAAGUGCAAACUUGUCCGCCGUUGAAAUGCAUAGCGUCUCUCUUCGCACCUACGGGCAAGCAAGCACAACAAUUAUUUAUGGUAUAUUCACAUUUGGUGCAACAUUUUGGACCCCUUAUAUGCUCAGCCCCUACUAUGGAGACAUGGGUCCCAAUGUCGGUUACUUCUAUGCUGGAGUUACCAUCUCCAUAGCCGUGAUUACCUUCCUGCUGGUACCGGAGACUGCUUGCUUGACACUUGAGCAAAUUGACGAUCAAUUUAACUCUGGGAUCAAAGCAUGGAGAACAUCAGUGCUGAAGAACAAGUCUUUGGCUUCCUCCAAGACACAAGGUGCGGCACGUGGAGCUGUCAAGGUCUGA
Molecule: messenger RNA, 1617 nt
Organism: Penicillium nucicola
Lineage: Eukaryota; Fungi; Ascomycota; Eurotiomycetes; Eurotiales; Aspergillaceae
Exons: 1
Coding region: 1-1617 (538 amino acids)
Biological process (GO): transmembrane transport; carbohydrate transport
Cellular component (GO): membrane
Molecular function (GO): carbohydrate:proton symporter activity
Source: RefSeq, a predicted model, not a curated record